UUAAUUCCCAGCGAAACACACCAAUCUACAACAGCCGCCGCCUCAGCCAGUUCGUCGACUCCCCCGCGCCGUGCUAUCUCUUCUACUCUGCUUCAACUCAGCCACAUAGCCCUAAUUUUCUGUCCAUAAGAUGGCAACUCACGAGGCUGAUGGAAAUUCCAUUUCUCCAUCUCGUAUAGAAUCACCUGAACUAGCAGCCAUGCAGGAGAAAGCUCACAAGGGUUCUUCAAGUUCUGGAUCCAAGCAUGAAUCUCGUGAACAUGCAAGAGAUAGGGAAAGGGAGUCUAAAAGCAGAGACAGGGAGAGGGAAAGAGGUAGUAGAGACAAAGAUAGAGACAGGGACAAAGAGAGGAAUAGGGAUCGGGAAAGGGAGAGGGGUAGAGACAGAGACGGGGAAAGGGAACGGGAUAAGGAUCGUGAUCGACAUCACCGAGAUCGCCACAGAGAUCGAAGUGAGAGAAGGGAGAGGACCAGAGAUAGGGGUGAUGAGGAUGACUACUACCGAAGCAGAGACUAUGACAGGUGAGAA
Molecule: messenger RNA, 529 nt
Organism: Salvia hispanica
Lineage: Eukaryota; Viridiplantae; Streptophyta; Magnoliopsida; Lamiales; Lamiaceae
Source: RefSeq, a predicted model, not a curated record